AUGGGUGUACAAUAUGCUGAUGAUGUUGAAGAUGAUGAAGGUGUACCAGCGUUUCGACUAUCUUGCUUUUUACAUAGUCUUCGACUUUGUGUACGUGAUGGUAUGCAGAAUGCAUCGUACACAUCCAAGGUAUUGAACAAGUGCCGCAUUCUUUCCAAAUUUUCGCAUAAGUCGAGUAAAAUGGCAGAUGCACUUGAUCAAUUAAAUAAAAGCAUCAGCAAAACAAAUGUUACAAGAUGGAAUAAUUCAAUUAAAUUUUCAAAUAAUGAUUUUAUGAUACUACAAGAAAUAAUUGAUAUUUUAGAACCAUUCUAUGAUAUAUCCAUCAAGUGUCAAUCAGAAAAAAUUGUUACAGCUAGUCUUGUAGUUCCAGCUGUUGUUCAUUUAAUGGUUCAUUUACGUGACUUAAAAGAGCAUGUUGUAUUUGGUACUAAACUUGUUCAACAACUUCAAUUAUCCAUCGAAAAACGUUUUGCUGGUAUUUUUAAUCGAAUAAAUCAAUUGAAUAUUGGAGAAAAUGAUCCAUUUAAUGAUCCUGUUUAUUUUAUUGCAACAGUUCUUGAUCUAUCCUUCAAGUUCUUUUGGCUUCGUGAUUUAAAAUUACCUGCUAAUGCAGAAAAUCGACUAAAACAAGAUGUUAUUCAAUUAAUACUUGACGAAAUGAAUAAAGAUUUAAAAUUUUCAUCAACAAAAUUAUUUGAUAAAAGUACUUAUUCAACAUCGAAGCCAAAAAAGAGAAAAUUUUUUUCUUAUGAUGAUGUUUAUCGUGGUUAUUCAAAUGAUCCAAUGGUAUUGAAUCCUGUUACUGAAUUAGAAGCAUAUUUAAACGAUCCAAUUAGAUUCAACUUUUCUGAAUACUGGUGUCGCUCUGAACUGAAUCAAUUGAAAAAACUAGUAGUACGUGUUGGUUCUGUUCAAGCUUCAUUUGCUCCUGUGGAGCGUAUUUUCUCAUGUGCUGGUCUUAUUUUGUCUUCACGACGCACCAGAUUAACUGAACAAUUAUUUAAAGAUUUAGUAUUUUUGAAAGCUAAUCAAGCAUUAUUGUGA
This is a messenger RNA of Rotaria sp. Silwood2, 1047 nucleotides long. Lineage: Eukaryota; Metazoa; Rotifera; Eurotatoria; Philodinida; Philodinidae. The record is from the annotation of a GenBank genome assembly.